GUGACAUCAUGGCAGGUCCUGUAACAACAAGGAAACCCCUCUGCUGCUGUACAGUCUGCUGUGGAGGCUCCUACAAUCUAGAAUCUUCUACAGGUUUAUGAGAUAAUUCUCCAGACUGACCGAUCAACCAUGGAGAGAGACAGGAACAAGAUGGCCGACAGGAUAAUAAACCUCACCCUACAGAUACUCUUCCGGCUUACUGGAGAGGAUUACACAGUAGUGAAGAAGUCCUCUAGUGGGCGCUGUCGGGCCCCUGUGUGUGAAGGAUGGGGAAGAACCCUGAGCCCAAUCCCAGGGCCCCCACCUCACUCCCUGAUACAUGAGGAAAUGGAUGAACAGAAGAUCCUAGAACUGAUCAACAAGAUGAUGGAGCUGCUGACUGGAGAGGUUCCUAUAAGGUGUCAGGACGUGGCGGUCUAUUUCUCCAUGGAGGAGUGGGAGUAUGUAGAAGGACACAAGGAUCAGUACAAGGAUCAGGUCAUAAUGGAGGAUCAGCAGCCCCUCACAUCACCAGAUGGAGUCAUGGAUAGAAAUCCACCCGAGAGGUGUCCCCGUUCUCUGGAUUCCCAGGACUGUCCAGAGGGAAAUGUCCCAGAGAACCAUCAGGGGGGAGAUCUGACUAAUAAUAAAGUGGAGGAUGAAGAAGAGAGGAUGAUGGGCGAUCACCCGUGUAUGAGGGAAGUGAAGGAGGAAAUUCCAGGAAGUGUUACCCCAGAAAAUCCCAGUGAUAACACCUGGGGAGACUUCAUCUUUUCACCAAAUUCUAAAGUAGAAGAUGAAGAGAUUACACCGCACUCCUCAGGAGAUAACCUGUUUACGCACAAUGCUCAUCCCGGACUUUACGGUACAGAUCUAUUAUAUUAUAACCCCCCUAAUCAUGAGGAACCUUCUUCUUACCAACCACAGAUUGGUCCAACUAAGACAGAUCCAAAAAAUGUUAAAAGUUUUUAUUGUGAUGUGUGUGGAAGAGAUUUUACAAAAAGAUCCGCUCUUGUUCGGCACAAAAAGAGUCACACGGGAGAGAAGAUGUAUUCAUGUUCUGAAAGUGGGAAAUGUUUUACAAGUAAAAGACACGGGGGUCUGUACUGGGACCUAGUCAUGAUGGAGGAUCAGUACAAGGAUCAGGUCAUGAUGGAGGAUCAGUACAAGGAUCAGGUCAUGAUGGAGGAUCAGUACAAGGAUCAGGUCAUAAUGGAGGAUCAGCAGCCCCUCACUUCACCAGAUGGAGUCAUGGAUAGAAAUCCACCCGAGAGGUGUCCCCGUCCUCUGUAUUCCCAGGACUGUCCAGAGGGAAAUGUCCCAGAGAACCAUCAGGGAGGAGAUCUGACUAAUAUUAAAGUGGAGGAUGAAGAAGAGAGGAUAAUGGACCAUCACCCGUGUAUGAGGGAAGUGAAGGAGGAAAUUCCGGGAGGUGUUACCCCAGAAAAUUCCAGUAAGAUUGUCUGGGAAAACUUCAUGUUAUUUCCAAAUUUUAAAGUAGAAGAUGAAGAUGUUACACCACACUCCUCAGGAGAAAACAUGCUUUCCCUAAAUGCACAUCCAGGAGCCUACAGUACAGAUCUUUUAUAUUAUAACCCCCCUAAUCAUGAGGAACCUUCUUCUUACCAAUCACAGAUGUAUCCCACUAAGACAGAUCCCAAAAAUAGUCAAAGUUUUUAUAGUGAUGCAUUUGGAAGACUUUUUACAAAAAGACCAGCUUAUGUUAGAUACAGAAAAAGUCAAGCAGGAGAGAAACUGUAUUCAUGUGCCGAAUGUGGGAAAUGUUUUAAAAGUAAACUCAGUUUUGUUAAACAUGAAAGAACUCACACAAGAGAGAACCCGUUUUCAUGUUUAGAAUGUGGCAAAUGUUUUACAAGUAAAUCAGAUUUUGUUAUGCAUGAAAGAAUUCACAGAGGAGAGAAGCCAUAUUCGUGUUCGGAAUGUGGGAAGUGUUUUCACACGAAAGCAUAUCUUGUUUUACAUGAGAAACGUCACAGAGGGGAGAAUUCAUAUACAUGUUCAGAAUGCGGGAAACAUUUUACAAGUAAGUCAGAUGUUAUUAAACAUGAGAGAAUUCACACUGGAGAGAAGCCAUAUUCAUGUUCAGAAUGUGGGAAAUGCUUUGCACAAAAAUCAUAUGUUGUAAUACAUGCAAGAAUUCACAGAGGCGAGAAGCCAUAUUCAUGUACAGAAUGUGGAAAAGGCUUUGCACACAAAUCAAAUCUUAUUAAACAUGUGAGAGGUCACACAGGAGAGAAGCCAUAUGCAUGUUCAGAAUGCGAAAAACGCUUUCAACGUAAAUCACAUCUUGUGUCACAUGAAAGGAUUCACACAGGAGUGAAACCAUUUUCGUGUUCAAAAUGUGCGAAGUGUUUUACAAGUAGAUCCACUCUUGUUAAACAUGAGAGAAUUCACACAGGAGAAAAGCCAUAUUCAUGUUCAGAAUGUGGAAAAUGUUUAACAAGUAAAGCCACUCUGGCAAAGCAUGAGAGAAUUCACACAGGGGAGAAUCCAUUUUCGUGUUCAGAAUGUGGAAAAUGUUUGUCAAGUAAAUCCAAUCUUAUUAAACACGAGAGAAUUCACACAGGAGAGAAGCCAUUUUCAUGUUCAGAAUGUGGAAAAUGUUUAACAAGUAAAGCUAAUCUUAUUAAACACGAGAGAAUUCACACAGGAGAGAAACCCUACUCAUGUGCAGAAUGUGGGAAACGUUUAACAAGUAAAGCCAAUCUUAUUAAACAUCAGAAAAUUCACACAGGAACGAAACCAUUUUCGUGUCCAGAAUGUGGAAAGAGCUUCAAACGUAAAUCACAUCUUGUGUCGCAUAAGAGAAGUCACACAGUAGCGAAACCGUAUUCAUGCCCUGAAUGUGGGAAAUGUUUUAUAAAUCAAUCACAACUUUCUGAACAUGAGAAAAUUCACACAGAAGACAGAUAGGGAAAAUAAUGAAUCAUAAAAAUAUAAUAUGCUAAACGGAAAUAGGAGAAUUCAGGUAACGUAGUGUAAAUUUGAUGUUUCUAGGUUCUGUUUGGAUGAAUUAUUAACCACAGAAUAAAUGAGUAAGUAAUAUGUAAUGUUAUGUAUAAUUUAGUACUGACUUAGUUCUACACUACAGUAUGAUUGGAUGAUUUAUAUGUAUUAUGUAUCACAUAAAAAUGAUCAAUGUAUUACCUUGUAAAUAUAUGAUAAAUAUUAGUGAUUGUAUCUCAUGUCAGAUCUGUCCUAUCAAGAUUAGUGUUUUGUAAUGUUACAAAUAAAUCUUAGGCUGGG
This is a messenger RNA of Hyla sarda, 3246 nucleotides long. RefSeq names its product zinc finger protein 432-like. Gene Ontology annotation, molecular function: DNA-binding transcription repressor activity, RNA polymerase II-specific. The record is from RefSeq and is a predicted model, not a curated record. Gene Ontology annotation, biological process: regulation of cytokine production; regulation of immune system process; negative regulation of transcription by RNA polymerase II. The transcript has 10 exons. NCBI's taxonomy places the organism in Eukaryota, Metazoa, Chordata, Amphibia, Anura, Hylidae. Bases 130 to 2913 code for a protein of 927 amino acids.